Molecule: messenger RNA, 421 nt
Organism: Drosophila erecta
Lineage: Eukaryota; Metazoa; Arthropoda; Insecta; Diptera; Drosophilidae
Product: SOSS complex subunit C homolog
Exons: 2
Coding region: 19-408 (129 amino acids)
Biological process (GO): DNA repair
Cellular component (GO): nucleus; SOSS complex; nucleoplasm
Source: RefSeq, a predicted model, not a curated record
CCAUACCUAGAUUAUUUGAUGGCUUUUCCCACCACAAGUGCCCAGCAAGCAGAGACGAACCGCAAGAUACUCGAGGAGAUCCAGACGAAGAAGCAGCUUCUCGCGGGAGGGAUCAUAAACCUGGGUCUGAGCCCGGCGAAUCAGAUGCCCGCUCCCCAGUUGCUGGGACAGCCGACAACAGUAAAUCCCGACUUCCAGGCGGGCGUGGGCAUUGCCACCAAUGCCACAUCCACCGCCCGCUCUGCAUUUAAUCCAACGAGCUCUACGACUCUGGGCUUCUUUAUACCUCAGGAUUCGUAUUUUGGAAACAGCUUUAUACCCGUGCUGCCUCGUUUGGAGCCGCUGCCGUCGCCCGCGACCACGCCCACCACUCCGAACGCCCCGCCCAGCCACAAUAUCAGUAAAUAGCCGGAUCCGCAAU